Messenger RNA from Ilex paraguariensis (yerba mate), 2286 nucleotides. The record is from the annotation of a GenBank genome assembly. NCBI's taxonomy places the organism in Eukaryota, Viridiplantae, Streptophyta, Magnoliopsida, Aquifoliales, Aquifoliaceae.
AUGGGAAAUUCCUCCCCCACAAAAGAUCCUUUUCCUUUGAGUGGCCCUCUAGUGAUCGCUGAAGUUUUGGGUAAGAAAAAGAGCUCCCCAAAACCUAAUAAAGACAAGGACCAAGCAAAGGACAGAUAUCUUUUUAAACGUAGAGAUGAAUUAAAUGAGUUUAGAAGCCACCAAACCAACAAGGGGCAGGCAAGUUCCUUUACCCAACCUGUUUAUGUGGAGGGUUCUUCGGCAUUUGCAGCUGGUGAGUACGUGUUGCAAAAGAGAGCUUCAGCGGUCUCUGUAAGGCCUGAGAUGUCAGCUAAACAUGAACAUACGGGAACUAUUUCUAAGAAAGGUGCUUCAUCUCUGAGUCGAGAUGUAACUGCCAAAGAAGCUGAGAAACAUGCAGUUACAAAAUUUAGCAGACCUGGCUUGGCAGAUGACAUGCCCUACCGUUCUCAAUCAAGUACUCUUGAAGGUUUCCAGCUACCUUCCACUCUACCAGCUGCAGUUGAAGAAUGGGAUAGACACAAACAAGUUCAAUAUGUUCACAGUGGUGCACAUGUUUUAGCGGCACCUGAAACUCAGCAUCAUGAUGAGGGUUCUAGAGUUAUUGACAGCGGUGGAAAGAAGGCCAAAGUUCGUAAACGUCCAGUGGCGGAAUUGAACAAUGAGCAUUCUGUGCCAGUGGAGAAGAAGAAGAGAAAGAAAGAAAUGGGCAUCGAAAUGAACUCUGAUCAUGGGCACAUGCGCACAGCUUCUGGAAAAUCUGGGACAUCCGUGGGGAUGGUAUCAGAAGGAACAUCAGUCCAAGGUGCUUUGUCUCCCAGAGAAGAUUUUCAGGUGGACCAACAGAAGAAAGAUAAUGGGGCCAGCACUUUGUUGCUAGAUUGUACUGGGUCGCAGCAAACGGUUGGCAUAGACAAUAUUGAGAUGGAUCUUCCACAAUUACUGAGUUAUUUGCAAGCUCUUGCUCUCAAUCCCUUCCAUGGUGUGGGGAGAAGUCCUGCAAUUAUACGGCAGGUUUUUUUGAGGUUUCGGUCCCUCGUUUACCAGAAAAGCUUGGCCUUGUUGCCACCGGCUGACAGUGAUUCGAAUGAGUCUUGGGCUAGUAAAUCUCCAGAAGGUAACAUAGUUACUGAUAAUAACCUGGUUGAGAAUGUCAGAGAUCUGCCAUCUUCAAAACCAUUGAAACCAUCGAAACAACUGGUCAGGUCUGAGGAUCCAACAAAAGCUGGGCAGAAGCGUGGUCCAUCUGAUCGUCAAGAAGAAAUGGCUGCAAAGAGGAAGAAGAAAAUUAAUGAUGUGAAAUUAUUGGUAGCAGAAAAGAAGGCUUCUCAAAAGAUACCGGAAGCUCAGCGAGCAGAUAUAAAAGAAAGAGUGUUUCCAGCACCCGCGAAGGCAUCUAGCAAGAAAGCCGAUCCUCCGAUGAGGGCACAUGAUCCCACAAUGUUGGUGAUGAAGUUCCCACCCCGAGGAACGCUUCCAUCUCUAUCGGAGUUGAAAGCAAGAUUUGCUCGUUUUGGACCAUUAGAUCAUUCGGGUACUCGUGUUUUCUGGAAGUCCUCAACAUGCCGUGUUGUCUAUUUGCACAAGAUUGAUGCACAGGCAGCGUGUAAAUUUGCUAUGGGAAGUGGCAACUUAUUUGGCAACACAAAUGUGCGAUGUCACAUCCGAGAAUUGGGGGCUCCAGCUUCUGAGUUAGAAUCUGCCAAGGUCCAAAGGGAAGACCCUUCCGCUGGGACCCCAUAUGGCCGGGACUCUCUAGUUGAACAAAGAUCUGCAACAGCACUUACAACCCCGAUCCUUCAGCAACCCGUGCAGCUUAAAUCCUGUCUGAAGAAAUUAUCAGGAGAUGAAGCAGUAGCAGUGACCGGUGGUGGUGGUGGUGGUAGAGGGGCGCGUGUAAAAUUCAUGUUGGGUGGGGAAGAAAGUAGUAGAGGAGAGCAAUUGAUUGGUAGUAAGAACUUCAACAAUGCUAGUUUUGCUGAUGGUGGUGCAUCUUCUUCUUCACUUGCAAUGGAUUUUAAUAGUAAGAAUUUUGAAAAGGUCAUUCCUCCAUCUCAAUCACCUGUUCUUCCUCUUCCUAGUGUUCAGUUUCCCAAAGCACAAAACAAUAUGCAUUACACUGAACUAGCACCGAGAAAUAUGCACAAUUUCAAUACCCCCACCAAUCCUCCGCAAAUACCGGGCCCAUCCAACAUAGAUAUAGCACAACAGAUGCUAAGCCUUCUCACAAAGUGUAACGACGUUGUGGCCAAUUUGACGGCUUCGUUAGGCUAUGUGCCUUACCAUCCUCUUUAG